AUGGCUGUUGGCCGGAGGAGGCUGGCCCAGCUCUGGGCUCUGGGUCUUGCCCUGGCCUGCGCCCAGCACACAGGUACGGCUCGCGCUGGCAUGCCCACUACGGCUCCACGGACUCCAGCUAUGAGUACUACACAGACAGCCCUACCUUCCAGCCAGGGCCCCGCAGGUGACCCACUCGGUGGGGUGACCAUCUUCCCACCACUGAAGACGGUCCCUGUCAUACGAGCCCUGAACCCCGCGCACAACGGGCGAGUCUGCAGCAUGUGGGGCAACUUCCACUACAAAACCUUCGACGGUGACAUCUUCCGCUUCCCUGGCCUCUGUAACUAUGUCCUGGCCUCCCACUGCCGCGCAGCCUAUGAGGACUUCAACAUCCAGGUGCGCCGCAGUCAGGAGGCCAAAGCCACCACGCCCAGCAAGGUUGUCAUGAAGCUCGACGGCAUGGUCCUUGAGUUGACCAAGGACUCGGUCCUGGUCAAUGACCACCCGGUCCAGCUGCCCUUCAGCCAGUCCGGGGUCCUCAUCGAGAAGAGCAACAUGUACCUGAAGGUGGUGGCCCGGCUGGGGCUGGUCUUCAUGUGGAACCUGGAUGACAGCCUCCUGCUGGAGCUGGAUGACAAAUACGCCAACCAGACCUGUGGGCUGUGUGGGGAUUUCAAUGGCCUCCCCGUCUUCAACGAGUUCCUCUCCAACAACGUCAAGCUGACCCCUACCGAGUAUGGAAACCUGCAGAAGCUGGAUGGGCCCAUGGAGCAGUGCCAGGACGCUUCCCCCACGCCCACGAGGAACUGCACAACUGGCCUUGAGUUCUGCCAGGGCAUCCUCCUCAGCCAGCCGUUUUCCGGCUGCCACGACCUGGUGAACACCAGCAGCUACAUUGAGGCCUGCCAGCAGGACAUCUGCCUCUGUGCAGACUCUGACCCCACCAACUGCUCCUGCCCCACCCUCGCCGAGUACGCACGGCAGUGCGUGCAUGCUGGGGGGGUGCCCCAGGACUGGCGGACCUCCGAUCUGUGCCCGGCCCAGGCGUGCCCCUUCAACAUGGAGCACCACGAGUGCGGCCUGCCCUGCCCCAACACCUGCUCCAACCUCGAGCAUGCCCAGCUCUGUGAGGACCACUGCAUCAGCGGCUGCUUCUGCCCCGAAGGGAUGGUGUUGGAUGACAUCACCCAGAAUGGCUGUGUUGCUGUGGACCAUUGCUCCUGCACGUACAACGGGCUCUUCUAUGCCCCUGGGGACGUCUACUCCACUGACUGCACCAACUGCACCUGCUCCGGGGGCCGCUGGAACUGCCAGGACACCCCAUGCCCUGGCACCUGCUCGGUUCUGGGGGGCAGCCACUUCUCCACGUUCGACGAGAAGCAGUACACGGUGCAUGGGGACUGCAGCUACGUGCUGGCCAAGCCCUGUGACAGCAGUGCCUUCACCGUGCUGGCCGAGCUGCGCAAGUGCGGACUGACGGACAGCGAAACCUGCCUGAAGAGCGUGACGCUCAGCCUGGGUGGGGGACAGACUGUCAUCGUGGUCAAGGCCAGCAACGAGGUGUUUGUGAACCAGAUCUACACCAAGCUGCCCAUCUCUGCAGCCAACAUCACCCUCUUCAAGCCCUCGACCUUCUUUAUCAUCGCCCAGACCAACCUGGGCCUGCAGCUUGACAUCCAGUUGGUGCCCACCAUGCAAGUCUUCCUGCGGCUGGCACCCGAGCUCCGGGGCCUGACCUGCGGCCUCUGUGGGAACUUCAACAGCAUCCAGGCAGACGACUUCCAGACCAUCAGCGGGGUGGUGGAGGGCACAGCCGCUGCCUUCUUCAACACCUGGAAGACCCAGGCCUCCUGUCCCAACGUCAAAAACAGCUUCGAAGACCCUUGCUCCCUCAGCGUGGAGAACGAGAAGUACGCACAGUACUGGUGCUCACAGCUGACAGACGCCAAGGGCCCCUUUGCCCUUUGCCACGCCUCCGUGAACCCUGCCACCUACUACUCAAACUGCCUGUUCGACACGUGCAACUGUGAGAAGAGCGAGGACUGCCUGUGUGCGGCCCUGUCGGCCUAUGUGCACACCUGCGCCGCCAAGGGCGUGCUGCUGCGCGGCUGGAGGGAUGGCGCCUGCACAAAGCCCGUGACCACCUGCCCUGAGUCGCUGACAUACCGUGACUACGUCAGCACAUGCCAGCCCACCUGCCGCUCCCUGAGCGAGGAGGACGUCAUCUGCCACAUUAGCUUCGUGCCCGUGGACGGUUGCGUCUGUGCUGAGGACACCUACCUGGACGACUCUGGCAAGUGUGUGCCAGCGGCCAGCUGCCCCUGCUACUACGGGGGCUCGCCAGUCCUCAGCGGGGAGUCAGUGCACGACGGCGGAGCUGUCUGCACCUGCAACCAGGGGAAACUGACCUGCGUCGGAGGCCACACCCCUACCCCAGUCUGUGCUGCACCCAUGGUCUACUUCGACUGCCAGAACAUCACGUCCGGGGCUGCAGGGGCCAGCUGUCAGAAGAGCUGCCAUACACUGGACAUGGCCUGUUACAGCUCCCCGUGCAUCUCCGGCUGUGUGUGCCCUGACGGGCUGGUGUCAGACGGCGAGGGCGGCUGCAUCGCGGAGACCGAAUGCCCCUGUGUGCACAAUGAGGCCAGCUACACGGCUGGCCAGACCAUCCGUGUCGGCUGCAACACCUGCACCUGCAAGAACAGGAUGUGGCAGUGCACCCAGGAACCCUGCCUGGCCACAUGUGCUGUGUACGGGGACGGCCACUACCUCACCUUCGAUGGGCAGAGCUUCACCUUUGAUGGGGACUGCGAGUACACGCUGGUGCAGGACCACUGCGGCAGCAACAGCAGUGCUCAGGGCUCUUUCCGAGUCGUCACCGAGAACAUCCCCUGCGGCACGACCGGCACCACUUGCUCCAAGGCCAUCAAGAUCUUCCUGGGGAGCUACGAACUGAAGCUGAGCGAUGGGAAAGUUGAGGUGAUUGAGAAGGGGGCUGGGCAGGCAGUGCCCUACUCCAUUCGCCAGAUGGGCAUCUACCUGGUAGUGGACACAGAUGUCGGCCUCGUACUCCAGUGGGACAAGAAGACCAGCCUCUUCCUUAGACUCAGCCCUGAGUUCAAGGGGAAGGUGUGUGGGCUGUGCGGUAACUUCGACGGCAACGCGGUCAACGACUUCACCACGCGGAGCCAGUCCGUGGUGGGCGACGUGCUGGAGUUCGGCAACAGCUGGAAGUUCUCGCCGUCCUGCCCGGACGCCCGCGCCCCCAGGGACCCCUGCACCGCCAACCCGUACCGCAAGUCCUGGGCCCAGAAGCAGUGCAGCAUCCUCCAUGGUGCCACCUUCGCCGCCUGUCAUGCCCACGUGGAGCCCACCAAGUACUACGAGGCCUGCGUGAGCGACGCGUGCGCCUGCGACUCGGGCGGCGACUGCGAGUGCUUCUGUACGGCCGUGGCCGCCUACGCGCAGGCCUGCCACGACGCGGGCGUGUGCGUGUCCUGGCGCAGCCCUGACGUCUGCCCUCUGUUCUGCGACUACUACAACCCUCAAGGGGAGUGUGAGUGGCACUACCAGCCGUGCGGGGUCCCCUGUAUGCGGACCUGCCGGAACCCCAGCGGGCGCUGCCUGCAUGACGUGAGCGGCCUGGAAGGCUGCUACCCCAGGUGCCCGCCAGAGGCCCCCAUCUUUGACGAGGAUAAAAUGCAGUGCGUACCCCAGUGCCGGACCCCACCGCCCCCACCACCCUGCCGCAUCCGGGGCAAGGACUACCGGCCCGGUGCCUCCGUGCCCUCCAACGAGAACUGCCACACCUGCAUUUGCACUGAGAAUGGUGUGGUGUGUGCCUACGAUGCCAAGGCCUGCGUCUGCACCUAUGACGGGCGGCACUUCCACCCUGGGGACGUCAUCUACCACACCGCGGACGGCACUGGCUCGUGCCUCUCUGCCCACUGCACGGCCAAUGGCACCAUUGAAAGGAGGAUUGGCUUGUGCGACACCAGCACCGCGCCCACCACCACCUUCUUCUUCUCCAGCACCCCAUACGGUAAGGCAGCACGUGGCUCUCCAGGUACCUCUCCUGGGUCCACAGCAAGCACAGUGAUGAGCAACACCCUCUCGACAGCUCCAGGCACCUCCCCUGGGUCCCCAGUGAGAAGUGUUACAAGCAACACCCUCUCAACAGCCCCAGGCACCUCCCCCAGCCCAGGCUGUGGGGAGGUAUGCCAGUGGACCCCAUGGCUAGAAGUCAGCCACCCGGGGAGGGGAGUGGACAGUGGCGAUUUUGACACACUGCAGAACCUGCGUGCCCACGGGUUCCGAGUUUGCCAGGCACCCAGGGAGGUGAAGUGCCGCGCUGAGAACACACCCAAUGUGCCGCUGGAAGCCCUGGGGCAGCACGUGGAGUGCAGCCGGACAGUGGGGCUAAUCUGCUACAACAAGGACCAGCCCUCAGGGCUUUGCGACAACUACCAGAUCCGCAUUCUGUGCUGCUCCCCAGCGCCCUGCUCCACCACCAGCCACAGAUCAGCCUUAACCUCCACUUCUGUCACAUCCGGGACAACCCAGACCACAGCCAAGCCAGGGACCAAGGGGAUCUCCUCAUCAGAGGGGCCGUCCACAGCCACCUCAGGGUCUGUGCACACAGCUAGCACCACCCUCUCUACAGCUAGCACACCACCUGCCCCAGGUACCUCCACACCUAUCAAAACAAGUCUCUUGACCCCCAGCCCAACACCGGAGACAACGGAAACAACAUCCUCCACUGAGCCCAGCACAGUUGCUUGUUUACAAGAAAUGUGCAAGUGGACAAAGUGGCUGGACGGCAGCUACCCUGGACCUGGCAGGAACGGUGGUGAUUUUGACACUUUCCAUGACUUGAGAGCCAAAGGCUAUAAUAUCUGUGAGCACCCCAAAGAGGUGGAGUGCAGAGCAGCAUGGUACCCAGAUGUGCCGCUGGAUGAGCUGGGGCAGGACGUGAUCUGCAACACAAAGGUGGGGCUGCUCUGCCUGAACAAGAACCAGCUGCCUCCGAUCUGCUACAACUACGAGAUCCGCAUCCUCUGCUGCGAACUUGUGGACGUGUGCAGAACAACAACACGUGUGGUGCCUCCAACUGUCCUUACAACUGCCACAACCCUGGUUCCUACAACCACUCCUACCUCUCAACGCACAACCACCACAUACACCACAACUCCUUUUCCUACAACUACUCCCAUUCCUCUGUCUACAAGCACCUCAACCACUGUUCCUGAGACAACCCACUCCCAAACCAUCCCCAUCACCUGCCAGCAACAGUGCACAUGGACCAAGUGGUUUGAUGUUGACAUCCCAUCCCCUGGGCCCAACGGUGGAGACGUGGAAACAUAUGACAACAUCAUCAGACACGGAGAGAAAGUCUGCCACAGGCCCGAGGAGAUCACGAAGCUGGAGUGCCGUGCACAGAAUCACCCCAUGGUAAGCAUCGAGAAGCUGGGGCAGGUGGUGGAGUGCAAUUCCGACGUGGGGCUGGUGUGCCAGAACCGGGACCAGACGGGGACGCUCAGGAUGUGCUUGAACUACGAGAUCCGUGUGCUGUGCUGUGAGCUCCAUUGUCCUCCUCCAGUCACCUCCACAUCUCCAGGUACCUCAACUGUCACUGCCAGCAGCUCAACAGCAAGCACCCCAUCUGUGUCGACAACCUCAAAACCUGUGGCUACACGCACCUCAACAGUCCCUACAACUACAAGUCUCAACAGCAAGCACCACGUCUGUGUCAAAAACUUCAAAACCUGUCUCUACAGGACAUCGCUCAGCCCUGUGACAAACUCCACCACGGUGUGCUACUGUGUCGUGGAUAAGAAGUUCUACCCUGCUGGAUCCAUCAUCUACCAGAAGACAGAUCUGGAUGGGCACUGUUUUUACUCCCAGUGCUCGCAGGACUGCCACGUGGUCAAGAACACCAGCAGUAACUGCCCACCCACCACACCAUCUCCCACGCCGGCGACUUCCCCUUCAUCCGGGUGCUCAGAUCUGGUUCCUCCAAGAAAGAUCAUCUUCAACGACAAGGAGGUCCGUCCCGGCUUCAGGAGCAACGGUAUCAUCGUCUCCCAGGUUGGCAUCAAGAUGUACGUGAGCAUCCCCGCCAUCGGCCUGCAGGUCAUGUUCACCGGCCUCAUCUUCUCGGUGGAGGUACCCUUCAGCAAGUUUGCCAACAACACGGAGGGCCAGUGUGGCAUCUGCAGCAAUGACCAGAAGGAUGACUGUAGCCUGCCGGGAGGGGACGUGACCACCUCCUGCUCCAAGGCGUCCAGCCACUGGAAGGUGACCAACCCCGACCAGCCACACUGCUACGGGCCGUCCCCAACCCCCCUGCCGACCACCUCGAGCAAGCUCCAAACCAGCCCCACCCCGUGCCCACCAGCGCCCAUCUGUCAGCUGAUCCUGAGCAAGGUCUUUGAGCUGUGCCACAAGGUCAUCCCCCCGUGGCCGUACUACGAAGGCUGUGUCUUCGACCACUGCCACAUGAGAGACCCAAAGGUGGCAUGCUCCAGCCUGGAGAUUUAUGCCUCUCUCUGUGCGUCGGAACACGUGUGCAUUGACUGGAGGGGUCGCACCAACAACACCUGCCCUUUCACCUGCCCUGCCCACCAGGUGUACCAGCCCUGCGGCCCGGUCAACCCUACCUACUGCUAUGGAAACAACACUGCCGUCCCCCUGAGGUUCACCCAGAGGCUGGUCCACCUGGUGGGGGCUAGGAAAGGGGGAGAGAGGAGGGGUUACCCUUCCCACGACCUUGCUGAUGCCCACCCUUCUGGGACCACCCAGCCCGGCGCCGUGGUCUCCUCGGGCCUGUGCGAGACGUGCAGGUGUCAGGGGACCGACGACCCUGAGACGGACCCAUUAGCGGUGAUCUGCGAGAUCCAGAUCUGCCAGAGCAACUGUCCUGUGGGCUUCCAGUACCGUGUGCCGGCCGGACAGUGCUGUGGCUCCUGUGUGCAGGUGGCCUGCGUCAUGCACACCAGCAAUGGCUCCGCCCACCUCUUCUACCCCGGCGAGACCUGGUCGGAGCCCGGGAACCCUUGUGAGACACACGAGUGUGAGAAGCACAAGGACGAGCUCGUGGUGGUGACCACGAGGAAGGCGUGUCCUGUACUCCAGUGUCCUCAGAACGAGGCCCUGCCUGAUGAAGAUGGCUGCUGCCUCUCCUGUCCCCAGCAGCCACCCCAGAACACUUCCACCUGCGCCGUGUACUACAAGCAGGAGGUCGUCCGGGAUGGCGGCUGCAGCUCCACCCAGCCUGUGCGCCUCGCCUACUGUCAGGGCAACUGUGGGGACACCACCUCCAUGUACUCCUUCGAGGCCAACAUGGUGGAACACAGGUGUAGGUGCUGCCACGAGCUGCGGACAUCACUGAGGAAUGUGACUCUGAGCUGCCGGGACGGCUCUACCCGGGCCUUCAGCUACCACCACAUCGAGGAGUGCGGGUGUGUGGGUCCGCGGUGCGAUGCGCCGGGCAGCUCCAGCCACUCAGAGUCAGAGCCCGAGCAGAGUGAAGAAGAAGAACGCUAG
Trichechus manatus latirostris (Florida manatee) is the source of this 7527-nucleotide messenger RNA. RefSeq names its product mucin 5AC, oligomeric mucus/gel-forming (gene MUC5AC). Gene Ontology annotation, cellular component: extracellular matrix. Lineage: Eukaryota; Metazoa; Chordata; Mammalia; Sirenia; Trichechidae. The record is from RefSeq and is a predicted model, not a curated record. Gene Ontology annotation, molecular function: zinc ion binding; protein binding.